GAAGAGAGAGAGAGGUUGACGGUUGCUAGGUGACGGGGCACAUAUACUGAAUUUUAACCAAAGAACAGGCAAAGCAGGAGCGAGAGAGUGUGUGUGAGAGGGGAGAUAGUGAGAGAGAGGGAGGACAAGAGAGAGGAGAGGAGAGAGAGAGGGGGAGAGAGAUCGCUGGAUACAUGUAGAACAUAUAUGUAUGUAUAGAGAUAUUUUCCCAACGUGUGUGUGGGUGUGUGUGUGUGUGUGUGUGUGUGUAUGUGUGUGUGUGUGUGUGCAUGCAUGCGCGCGUGUGUGUGAGUGAGUGAGUGAGUGUGAGGAGCCAGCGGGAGACACACGCACGCUCUCUCUCGCUCUCUCACGCACACACACACACACACACGCACACACACGCAAAAACGGAUACCUCAAAACGGAAGGAUGUGAAAAAGGAUGGAGGGACGCAGGGAAAGAGGGGGGAAAGGCUGGUGAAAAACAGCACCCUCUCUUUGGGCCAUACAUAUCUGCCUCCCCCCUCGGCAGGUUGCCAUGGUCGCCAUACCCACCCUCUUUCUCCUAUUGGUCCUAGCAGAGUGGAGAGGUCCGGCGGAUGCCUCCCCCCACCUGCUGCUGCGCCCCAGCCCGCGGGAGCGCGACGCGGGAGCAAUGAUGAACUUUAACAUCGCCGUGAUCCACGCCGGCGCAACAGUGCAGGCGGAGGCAGCGGUGGCCGGACCCGGGGGACGGGUGCUCUAUCCCGGUUUCGGCAGGGUGUACGGUUCCCUGGGGGAGAGCGUGGUCACCCAGUGGGGCUCUGCGAACGUCAUCUGGCUACAGGUGAAUGACAGCAGCCCUAAGACGGUGCUGUCCCAGCUGUGUGAGCUGCUGGCUGCUCGGCCCCUGCAGGGUCUGGUUUACGAAGAGGAGAGGCCCCCGCGCACGGCCUGGGGUCCUCUGGCCCCCAUGCUGGAGUUUGUGUCGGCGCAAACGGGACUGCCCAUAGUGGCAGUAGGAGGGGGAGCGGGGCUGGGGAGAAUGCCACAGGAAUCAGGUUCCAUCUUUCUCCAGUUCAGCUCCUCUACAGUCCUCCAACUGGAGGUCAUAUUUGAGGUGCUGGAGGAGUACGACUGGACCUCCUUCUCUGUGGUGUCCACGCGUCACCAUGGCUACCAGGAUUUCCUGUCGGUGGUGGAGGGCCUGACGGACGGCUCAUUCAUCGGCUGGGAAAAGAAGAGCGUGGUCAUCCUGAACGUAACUGACGAUCCCGGGGGUGCGCGCACGCGCAGGCUGCUGAAGGAGAACGAGGCGCAGCUUGUAUGUGUGUGUGUGGUGUGCGUGUGUGUGUGUGUGUGUGUGCGUGUGUGUGUGCGUGUGUGUGUUUGUCUCCCCCCCUCCCUGAUCCCUCCCCACUUUCCUGCUGUCCUGCAGGUCCGCUUGCUGUACUGCUCCCAAGAGGAGGCCGAGCUGGUCUUCCGAGCGGCCUGGGCCGCCGGUCAGGCCGGAGCCUCACACAUGUGGUUCGCCGUUGGGCCAGCGCUCUCAGGUUUAGGCAUGGAGAGCCUGCCGAGGGCUCUGUUUGCCGUGCGGCCCCAGGGAUGGAGGGAUGAACCCCGCCGGAGGAUUGCGCGGGGAGUGUCGGUGCUGACGCACGGGGCCGUGGCCAUGCGCAAGGAUUACGGGACAACGGGCGGGCCGAACUUUGUCACCAACUGCAUGACGGAUGCCAAUCAGACCCAGAGAAUGCGGGGCAGGAUGAGGUACUUCAGCAACAUCACGCUCGGUGGCCGAGAUUACUCCUUUGACGCUGACGGCUACCUAGGCAAUCCAUUCCUAGAUGUCAUAUCCUGGACACCUGGGAGAGGAUGGGAAGAUGUAGGCUGGUGGGAGAAUGGCGUACUAAGGCUGCGAUACCCAGCUUGGUCCCGCUAUGGGCCUUUCCUUAAACCUCCAGACGAUGCCCAGCACCUGCGUGUUGUCACCCUGGAGGAACGACCAUUCGUCAUUGUGGAGCUGGCAGACCCUGCAUCUGGAACUUGCAUCCGAGACUCAGUGCCCUGCAGACGGCCCCUCAAUGCCAGCGCCAACCAUGAAGGAGUGGCUCCCAUGAAGCAAUGCUGCAAGGGCUUCUGCAUCGACAUACUCAAGAGAUUGGCCAAGAUAGUCGGUUUCACCUACGACCUUUAUCUGGUGACCAACGGGAAGCAUGGGAAGAAAAUUGACGGCAUUUGGAACGGCAUGAUUGGAGAGGUGGUAUACAAGCGGGCAGAUAUGGCCAUUGGCUCUCUGACUAUCAAUGAGGAGAGAUCAGAGGUUGUGGAUUUCUCUGUCCCUUUUGUGGAAACGGGGAUCAGUGUCAUGGUCUCCCGUAGCAACGGAACUGUAUCACCAUCUGCUUUCCUAGAGCCCUACAGCCCAGCAGUGUGGGUGAUGAUGUUCGUCAUGUGCCUGACCGUAGUGGCUGUGACUGUCUUCAUCUUCGAGUUUUUCAGUCCUGUGGGCUACAACCGCAGUCUACAAACUGGCAAGAAGACAGGAGGGUCUACUUUCACUAUUGGAAAGUCUGUGUGGCUUUUAUGGGCCAUUGUCUUCAAUAACUCUGUGCCCGUGGAAAACCCCAGAGGAACAACGAGCAAGAUCAUGGUGCUGAUCUGGGCCUUCUUCGCCGUUAUCUUCCUGGCCUCGUACACUGCUAACCUGGCAGCCUUCAUGAUCCAGGAGGAGUACAUUGACACGGUGUCAGGGCUCUCAGACAAGAAGUUUCAGCAUCCCGAGGAGCAGUACCCACCACUAAAGUUUGGCACGGUGCCCAACGGGAGCACAGAAAAAAAUAUCCGCUCCAACUACCCAGACAUGCACCAGUACAUGGGUAAAUACAACCAGAGAGGAGUGGAGGACGCCAUUAUCAACCUCAAGACUGGGAAACUGGAUGCUUUUAUUUACGAUGCUGCAGUAUUGAACUAUAUGGCCAGGAAGGACGAAGGUUGUAAGGUGAUGACCAUAGGCUCGGGGAAGGUUUUUGCCACCACAGGCUACGGUAUCGCCCUGCACAAAAACUCACGCUGGAAACGUCCUCUUGACUUGGCCCUUCUGCAGCUGGUGGGAGAUGAUGAAAUUGAAAUGCUGGAGCGUCUUUGGCUGUCAGGUAUCUGCCAUAAUGACAAAAUUGAGGUGAUGAGCAGUAAGCUAGAUAUUGACAACAUGGCUGGGGUCUUCUACAUGCUUCUGGUGGCUAUGGGCCUCAGCCUACUGGUGUUUGCCUGGGAACACUUGGUCUACUGGAAGUUACGCCAUUGCAUGGCCACUAGCUCAGGCAAACUUGACUUCCUCCUAGCUAUCAGCAGGGGCAUGUAUAGCUGCUGUAGCUUUGAAGAUGAAACAGCGCCAGGGGGUGCUAAAUCAUUGACUUCUCAUCACCACACCGCUAUGGUUCCUGUCCCAUCUCAACCACAUGUUAUCUCGACGUCAAUGACCAGUCCAGCUAUUGCUGUAGCACAGCAGCAGCAACCACCACAACAGCAACCGCAGUCAGUUUACAAGACACCUCUACCUGGCUCUCCUCCCACCGUGGUGCAUUCAGGAACAGCAGUGGGUCCCUCCAGCACCCCCAUUGCUGGUGCACCCCUCCCUUGCUCCACCUUCCUGCCUCGGCCAGAUCGCAGACUGGCUGUGGUGGAUCGCUGGAGACUGCCCAAAUCUGCAACAGCUACCAACCCUAGGGCUGUAAGGGGUGGUAUUCCUGACAUGGGACCUUUUGCUCAAAAGGUAGUACCAAACUGGGCUUCAACUGCUGGAGGAGGUGGGGGACUUGAUGGUUAUAAGAGAUACUAUGGUCCCAUUGACCCUGAGGGACUGGGGCCCUGCAUGGAGCAGCAGGCAGGGUCCCAGACCCCCAAGACUAUGCCAAUGGGCCACCCCCAGCCCCCUCCAGCCAGUGUGGCCUUCUAUUCUGAAAAGAGCAUGGAUCAUGGGGUAGGGAAGAGGGUGGUGGGUAGUGGCAGCGGAGGUCAGGGGAAAGUGGCUGUUAAACCUCUUGGAACCCCGAGACUGCCUCCUAAGAGUCAAGCCCCUCUGCCUCCUACACCUCCACUGCCACACCCCUCUCCCCCUCUCCCCUCAUCCUUUUGGAGAAGGCGAAGGCCCAAGAAGCCCAAAGAACCUGGGCCACUGUACGAGAACAUUCUGCCCCCGGGGCAGAGGGUAGUGGCACGAGAUGGAGUGAGGGAGGUAGGAGGAAGGAGAACACGCCCCCUUUCUCCCCCACUCUCACUCCCUGUGCCGGUACCCCUCAGCCCCUCCUAUACCCCUCCCUCACCGUCAGCAUCCUUGCACUAUACGUCCUCAUCUUCUUCGUCGACUACGUCGUCAACAUCCACAUCCUCAUCUGCCUCAUCUUCUCGCUCCACCUCCCCCACAUACUCUUAUAGCUCCUCCAGGAGCACGCGGGACAGGGCCGGAGGACUUGAUGAAGAGGAUGAUGAUGAUGAUGAGGAGCUGACAGAAGAGUCAAGCCUUCUCCUUGGGAGGGGCCGAGAGCGGGAACGCUCAAUCAUUCGGCCUCGUUCCUUGAGCCACGGGCGCUUGCCUCCACCUAUACCGCCAAGGAAACCACGCACAUCAUGGGGUGACAGAGAACGUGAACGAGAGAGGGGUGGCAGCCAGCUGUCUCAACUUCAAGAGUGGUGGGCAAGCUGGAGUGAGAGAGAGAAGAGUGGAGGUGGGGCAGAUGCUGAGAGGCAAAAACGUGAGAAGAAGAGGAGAAAAGAGAAGGAGAAGAGGAAAAAGAAAAAGAACAAAAAGAGAAAGAAAAGGGAAGAAAGGGAAAGAGAACGUGAGAGAGAAAGGAAACGAAGAAAAGUGAAAAGGAAGAAGAAAAAGGCACUCAGGACAAAGAAAAGGAAGAAAUCUACUGGGGGGAAAAGAUCAGAGCCAGAAGAUGGAGAUAUAGAGCCAGAGAGGGAAGGUGAAGUGGAAGGAGAGAGGGAAGUAGGAAUUCAGGACUACUCUUCCUUUUCUGCCCAGUAUCGGAGUACAUUUGGAGAGAAGCAGCGGGAAUCAUGGGAUGGAGAGCGGGAGAGACUGGGAAGAGAUGGAGGUGAGGAGGGCAAUGACAGGGAAGGGGAGGACAGUGGGAGAAGUAGAGAGAGGCAUUCCAAAUCAUCACACACUCAUUCCAGACAUCGUGCCGCCAGCAAGCGCUACCCCAACCUGAACAAACUCCCUGCCUCAGUCAAAUUUUGGGUGAACGGAAGGGAAGAUGACUCAAAUACUCCCCCCACAUCCCUGCACCCCUUCCUUCCAUCCAGCAAGCGACGAAGAAGUGGAGGCAUAGAUAGAGAUGACAGUGGCAGGGGAGGAGAGAGGCGUCCUUUGUUGAUGCCUUAUGAAAAAGAGAAAGCACAGACCAGAGAGGGGCUUUCCUUACAUGAGUGGGACUCCGAUGAUGAUGAGGAUGAUGAUGAUGAGGAAGAGGAGGAUAGGGAAAGAGAUAGGGAUCGGGCAGGGCAGAGAGGAAGGAGGGCAGGUCGGGGAGCAGUGUCUGAAACAGAGAGGGAUAGGAUAGAAAGAAGGGCAGAGGACAGUUACUCAGAUGAAGGCUCAUCAGGGGAGUUCGGCCGUUUUGAAAGGUACUGGGAGGGAGGUGGGGGGAACAGCUCUGGGAUAGGCGGUAUAGGUGGCGGAGGGUGGUUCUUUGGCACAUAUCCCUCGAGAGAGAGAGGAGGCAGUAUCAAUAGUCGGGAUGAUUCCUUGCUUGGAAUUAGGGCAGAGGGCUGGAUUGGUACUGAUUUUUGGAGUUCAGGGGCCGGUGUAAGUUGGGAAUCGGGGGGGGGGAGUGGAGGACUGGGCUCACAGUUGCCACCAGCCCCCUCAGCAUUCCCACCACCAAGGAGAUACUGGUCUAUGGACAAGAUUCCUAUUAAGGGAGAAAAAAAGUGGAAGACCGGAGGUAGGAAAAGUAAGAGGCAAGCAAGGGACAGAGGGGAGGAAGCUCGACGGGCCACGAUGUGUUCUUGUAGCCUUUACCCACAUCCCCAUUCCUACCCACAUCCACACAGCCGCUCACGCGCCUCCCAUUCCAAAAGGCGACCCACCUCACUAUCGCAUAGCCAGGAAGAGCUUCUCCCCCACUGCAGAAGUUUCAGCGGGGGCUCUCGGCCCAAGCCUCUUCCUCCAAAAGCAGAUCCCAGUCAGGCCAAAUCAGGCAGCCAAUCUAACCUCAGCACACAGCCCUCUGACCGAGCACCUCAACCUCCUCCGUCACCACCUCAGCAGCCAUCUCUUUCUCCUACUACCCUCCCUAUGCCUAUCCCGCCUCCGCCCUCCUCAUCUUCGGUCUCACCUCCAGCAGGGGUGGGGAUGGCCGGCCCGAGCCAAAUUCAGGCUUCAGCGAGUGCCAAACUCCAGUACCAGAGACUCCGUUCUGUGCCACAGCCACGAAGGUUCUACUCACCUCACCUGCCACUUAAAGCCAAGAGUCUGUGCUCGCGUCGAGGGUCAGCCCACUUCUCCAGCCUGGAGAGUGAGGUAUGACAGGGGGAGAGGAGAGAGGGAGACGUAGAAGCGAGCACCUCUGUUAUAGCGCACCAUGGUGCCAUGGUUGCUGGACCCAUAGACAUGGCUGCCUUGGUAACCAUAGGUAAUCAAUUGACGGCCACCACAGUGGGAACUAAUUUGGACAGUGGUCCAAAUGCUGUCAUUGCUCUGCACGAGAGCAACACCACCGCCACCCGCUCCCUUGUACACGUUGUAGUCAGGGCGACGGUGAGACGCCAUACCAGGUUAAGCUACACCCCCUUGGAUGGUUCCCAUGAGCACGAGAGUGAAGUCGAGGCCGCAUCACCGGGGACAACAGCUCCAGAACUUCUCCUCGGCUCAGAGUUGAGCUUUGUGAUGUCAUCUUCGGUUCUCCUCCCCUCACCAGGUCACAGCUAUGGAUAAGUUAAGUCUCCAACCUGUGAGUAAUGAUGUCAUAUUUGUACACACGCAAAAUGUGUCGUAUGCUCAAAACGUCUCCCUCCCUCUGGCUUUGAGAACAAUUGGGUGGGUUCAAGAGGGAUACCCACUUUCCCUUAUGGCGCCUUUUAACAAGAAUGGUGGACUGGUUCUAGAACAUGAAGAGAUGGGCCCCCUCUUCUUUGCUUUUGUAAAUCGUUUGAUAUGAAAAGCAAUUCAGUCACAUCUCUCAUGCACUCAGUCAGCCUGAUCACCUUUCACUGAGCAAGUGGGGACAAUGCUACAUAUGUACUCUUUGACCUUGCAACACCAUGAGACCCAUCUAGCUCUACCCCUGCAACCCUCUACUCUAUGUGAUGUCACGUUUUAUUAGAAACCAGUCGGACUGAACAGGAUCCACUCCUCCGUGUUGGAGUUUUUGGUCCACCCAGAACUGGAACACACAGUAUGAGAGUAUUUGAACAAAAAAGUAUUUAAAAGGGAAAUAUGAAGAACAAAAAAAGACAUGUAGCAUCUUCUUUUUCUUUUUUUCUUUCUAUUGCUUUUGCUUUACUCCAUCUUUUAUUUCCAACCUUGUUUUAUGUUAUGACUAUAUUUCUCUCACUUGGUUAGUGUUUUAAGAAAGAGGAGGCUGGAUGUGGCUCGUGUUGGAAGUGGGAAUUAUUCAAUUGUUGUGCCAACUGUCCCCACUAAAGCUUAUAAGUGAGAUUAGUUUUCACAUCAUUUAUUUCACAGAGAAAGUGCUAAGUUAUUAUUCCACAACACACCAUCCUAUAAUCGGAUCAAGGGGAUGAUUGGUGCAGUAUUUGUAAUUGGCACUAGAUGGCUGCAUAAUAUUCAAGUAAGCUUUGGAGACAAUUGUGGAAUUAUGCUGUGUUUAAUACUUUAAUUUACAUCAUAGACAGCUGAGGUGUGCCACCGCUUAUUGGUUUCACAAAGGUGGCCGUUGGGAAGCUGAAGACUGGGAAAGUGCAAUGCAUUGAAAAAGGAUAUUAUAUUCCACAAUACUGUUAUCCAGACAUAUUUUGGAGAUGGCUUACAUUAAGCACAAUUAUUCAUUGUAUUUUUCAGUCAUAUGUGCAACAGUUUUAACUGCACAAUCCACAGGUCACGUUAUUCGCUAGCAUGUUUAAAAGAAUCACUUGUUUUUUAUUGAGUGUAAUUUUUUUAAGGAUCAAAUUGGAAGAUACAUAUUUUGUUGAACAUUUACUUACAGUAUAUUUCAGCUUCAGUUUGGAAAAAUUAUUGUGAACGGCUUAAGGAUAGACAGCCGCUGGUGCACUUUCACUUUGAGGCACACAUUCAGUGGCUGACACGUCACCGAAUACAGUCAGUAAUAACUCUAGUUAGGACAGACUGUAUGACUGAGCAAUAUUCCCACCUUCAAUGUGACAGGGAUACAACAGCUGAAACAUUCUAUUUAAAAUGGAAUAUUUUUAUCAGCUGGGCUCAGACAUUCUGCAUCUGUGAUUUACUUUAGACGGGUUCAAUCCAAUUUUGUUGGGUGUGAUUUUUAACUACACAGAGGCGGCAGCGCGUGGCUCCAACUGAGCAGUACACCUUGGAAAUGCUUUGUGUAGCACUGUUUCUUUGUGAGCCACUCCAGAAGCCAUCCACUGUCUAAACGGUGCCAGUGUUGCCAGCAUUACAAUUGACAGAUUCCAUUUUUAUCAGGCCAAGGCGUUCGCCUAAUCUCUCACACUAAGACCAGCCACAGCCCAGCUCUUCUUCUACUCUAGUUGAAUGUAGCUUUGUCACGAUGUAGCAAAAGAACAUCUACUUUUAGACUUUGUAGCUUUUGGGAUGCUGGUGAUAAUGGUUACGGGGGUUGACUUGCUGUAUGAGGGACUGUGCGUUAUAUUUGUGCAUGUUGUCGCAGAUCGAAGGCUUAGUCGACCUUCUCAAUUCCCCCUUGAACUCCUUUGCCUUUCACUUAGGGCAAACAAUCUUUUAUCUGCACUUGGAUUGCUUUUUUUUCUAUGUCUGUGUGGGGCAAUUUAAAAGAAAAGAAAAAUCUGUCAUCAUAACAGAGAGCUCCUUUUUUCAUCUCCACCCUUUAAAAAGUCCCCGAAUCAGUGCAUGUUGAACUGAAUUAAAUCUCAAAGAUUUGUGGUGGGAGAGUUGUGUUGUUCGAUUAGGAGCAAAGGAAGCCGCCUUUUGCGUAGUGGUAUUGACCCUGCUUUACGCUUCAUACCAAUGCUAAUAACCACAGCAACAUUUUGGCUGUGUAGCAGUCAUUUUCAAACAACCAACAGGGCUUAAACCUGCUGUGACAUUGAGCAGUAUUGAUUUCAGUUGAGGCGCUAAUUCUUAAAUCUGUGACUGCAUGAACAGAAAGUGUCUCUUAAAAUAUUUUGCUCCUUUUUUAUUUUCUUUUAUGCUGAGGAAAAAAUAAUAUAUUAAAUAUACUAUGUUUUUGAGAAUGUACCAUGUUAUACUGUGAUUUAACUGAGAUAUUUUAUUGUAUUCAGAUCAUUUGAAUUCUAUCAUUUAUCAAGAAAUAUAUAUGUACAAAUAAAUAUAUACAUAUAUAUAUAUAUACACACAAGUAUAUAUAUUAGUUAAGUUUGGUAUAUUUGGAGGAAGUGUUAGAUGAGCUAGUUUUAAAUGUUUUAGCUUUGUAGCAAAACUAGAAACUGAAAUCAUUUUUGAAUUUUUAUUCCUCCUAUAUGACUGUGAAGACAUUAGUGCCUGUGACAAAAAAAGACAAGUAAAAGUCUAAACUCGCUAUCCAUCUGUAUAUACCACAGCUAUUGGUCUAUCACUCCUCUCGUACUACCUAGAAUUACUUUUUGACACUUGAUGCCCCCCCAACACUGCUAUGUUCCUUGGCACAGUCUGUGUGGUCUCUUUUGCUAUCUCUUCUCCUUUUUUAUUAGCAAGUCAUGGACAUUCUCCACUUGUUUGGGUUACGGCAGAAAGUGAGCGCAUCUCUUUUGUUAAUCAGACCAUCGGCUGACACUAGCAACUUGCCUUUUCCUGAUCAUCCCGCUAUCUCUCACCUAGCAAAAACAAAGAGACCAAUAGAUACUGUGUUCUUGCUACUUUUGACUGAUUGUUAAUGAUGAUCAAUUCAUUGCUAUAUGGAAUAACCUUUGAACAUUGUUACUAUUAGUGACGUGACUGAAGUGUGUAUCUGAUGACCACACCACUGUAGCAAGUCUGGGCUGUAACCACACCACCAGCGAGCGAACGAGGCCACAGUUGCUAUGGUGUUGCCAUGGUAUUUUUCAUGGCGUUGCCAUGGUGUCCCCUGCACCGCCACUACCUGUUGCCUGCUGGGUAAUAUAGCAUAAAGUCCUUUACUUCCCCCAAAGCGCUGAUCAAAGAUCAGCUGUGCUCUGCUCAGCUCAGUCCUGGACGGGAGGUGGAAAAGAAAGUAGCUCACGCUAGAAGGGCGCCGACAUGUCUGCUGUCUCGGCUCAUCUGAUCUGGACUGGACUGGUGGCGAUGAUACAUGUUUUUAUCAUUCUCAUCUUCUAAUACUUCGAUCCUCAGUGUGUUUCAUAUCAUUGAUAGCCAGUAAGCAGAGCAAUGUGUCUCAGUGUGUGUCUAACAUGGAGUGUUGAGCGGUUUCAUGCCAUUUAGGCAUCUUGCAUGUGCUCCAAUCUCAUUUAAAGGCCGUCUGCGGCAUGCUUCCGUCAUAUAUUUCCCUUCUCCGUUGCUGUGUGAAAUGCAUACAAACGCUUUGGCCCGUAUGCAUAUUUAACACACAAUGCAGACCGCACUCAGCCAAUGAUCCUCAUCGCUGAGCCGCCAUCCAAAGCAUCAUCUCAAGUGGUCUGACCACGGCGCACACGUGGCUUUCAUAAUUUAGGAGGCGGUAAACCUGCACCCCAGUCAGCCGAGACAAUGUCUUUUGUAUUCACUUAGGAGAUUUUUGUCUCCGGGGGAUGAACGGCAUCUGUUCUGCUUGUUUUCUGCUGUCUGUUGCUCGUGUCUGCAGUCUGUUCGGCUUCGCACUGUCCUGCCUGUCACUCUCAGUCACUUUCUGUUUAAGCACGUCCUCUUCAAUUUGUAUCCUUUACUGACUUGCUCCUCUUUUGAUUUACCCCGUCUUCCUAAUUUGCAUUGAUUUAUCAGAUUUACCGUCGUUUGCACAGUCCAGUCCAUCCUAGCACAUUAGGCUUGUCGAUUGCCCGACUUUGAAAGCGAUCCUUGGCGCAGCCUCACCACCUCAUCCACUAACAUUUGCCCCGUGACCUCGGAAGCGAUACGAGUGGUGCUCCGGAAUUCAAACAGGGUCCUCAUUGGCUGAAUUGGCCGUGAAUUAUAUCAAGGAAAUAUAGGAGUGCCACUGGUAGUACUCAGCAGGUCGAGGGUGUUACGUCCAUCUUACGCCAUUCAGAGUUUCUCUUUCCCAGUGCAUUUACCCACAGAAACCAGCGCGUGUAUGUGUUUUCAGCAAUGUACAAAGUUCUGCUCUAGUAACCUCUCUAACACUAAAGGCCUACUUAGGUUGCUAAGGCAGGUUUCUAGUGGAGUGAUGAUGUUGCACCUAGCCCAGACUGGUCUGGUCUGUGCCCUAAUUCAAAUGUUAGUUUAUUUGACAUUGUUUUUCUGGGGUGGGGCUGGAGGGUCAGUGGUGCACUUACUUCUUGAGAAUUGAUUCAUAAAAUAUGAUUCUCUUUAAUUACU
This is a messenger RNA of Phyllopteryx taeniolatus (common seadragon), 11559 nucleotides long. It is a transcript of the gene grin2db, whose product is annotated as glutamate receptor ionotropic, NMDA 2D. Gene Ontology annotation, cellular component: postsynaptic density membrane; postsynaptic membrane; NMDA selective glutamate receptor complex. Gene Ontology annotation, biological process: long-term synaptic potentiation; monoatomic ion transport; synaptic transmission, glutamatergic. The transcript has 16 exons. Lineage: Eukaryota; Metazoa; Chordata; Actinopteri; Syngnathiformes; Syngnathidae. Bases 520 to 6498 code for a protein of 1992 amino acids. Gene Ontology annotation, molecular function: NMDA glutamate receptor activity; transmitter-gated monoatomic ion channel activity involved in regulation of postsynaptic membrane potential. The record is from RefSeq and is a predicted model, not a curated record.